CUCCAUUAUUUGCGCCUAUGUGUGUAUUUUAUCUCCACGCGGCGCGCUGCUGAAACCUGUUAACCGCCUCGGCUGAAGUGAGGGGCGCGUUUUCAGCCCUCCGCCCUCCUCCUCCCGGGAUACAGGCUGCCCUCCUCUUUUUCUUUUUUUUUUCUUUCCUCCUCUACAGUGUGAACUGCGGGUCACCAUGUUAUGCUGGGAAGUGCAAAAGUCCCGUGAAAAUGAACGUGCGUGCUGAAAUGGCCCUGGAAAUUUUCUGUGGCAGAAGCUGAAGGCAUUUAAUGUGCGCUGCUGUCGGCUUUUAGAGGAAAGAUGCAUCAUAGCCAGGAGGAGCAGGCGGUGAACGCGUCCGCUGCGCCCCGCAGCGACUCCCGCAGCCCGGGCAGCAGCGGCAGCCUGGACGAGGGGAACGCCGACCCCCAGACACCUGCCUUCCCUCAGCUGGAGUUCAAGAGGCACACAGUGACAGAGGACUACAAAGUAACCACGCAGGUCCUUGGUCUUGGCAUCAAUGGCAAAGUGCUGGAGUGUUACUGCAAGAAAACUGGCGAGAAAUGCGCCCUCAAGAUCCUCAGUGAUACCCCUAAAGCCAGACGGGAGGUCGACCUGCACUGGCGAGUGUCUGGAGGCCCCCACAUUGUACGAAUACUCAGCCUCUAUGAGAACUUCCAUCAGGGGAAGAAAUGUUUACUGAUUGUAAUGGAAUGUAUGGAGGGAGGGGAGCUGUUCAGCCGCAUCCAGGCCAGGGGGGACCGGGCCUUCACAGAAAGAGAGGUGUCUGAGAUCAUGCAUGACAUUGGCUCAGCCAUAGACUUCCUCCAUCGCAUGGACAUUGCUCACAGAGAUGUCAAGCCAGAAAACCUGCUCUACACCACCAAGGAGACGAACGCAACACUCAAACUGACAGAUUUUGGCUUUGCCAAAGAAACAAACCUCCACAAAUCCCUUGAAACUCCCUGCUAUACCCCUUAUUAUGUUGCGCCGGAAGUGCUGGGGCCGGAGAAAUAUGACAAAUCGUGUGACAUGUGGUCUUUGGGAGUAAUUAUGUAUAUUCUUCUGUGUGGAUUUCCUCCUUUCUACUCAAACACAGGUCAGGCCAUCUCUCCUGGGAUGAAACAGAGGAUCAGGUUGGGCCAAUACGAGUUUCCCAAUCCUGAGUGGGCCGACGUUUCUGAGGAAGCCAAACAGCUCAUCAUUCAGUUACUGAAGACAGACCCCAGCGAGCGGAUGACUAUCGGACAGUUCAUGAACCAUCCUUGGAUCAGUUCAAUGGUGGUCCCUCUAACACCUCUGCACACGUCCCGUGUUUUGACAGAGGACAAGGAGCUGUGGGACGAUGUGAAGGAGGAAAUGGCCAGUGCUCUGGCUACUAUGCGUGUGGACUACGACCAGGUGAAAAUAAAAGAUUUGGACACGUCCAACAACCCUCUGCUCAAUAAGAGACGCAAGAGGCCCAUGCCAGGAGGAGCCGAAGGAGCCGAGGAGGCAGACGGAGGGGAGGGGUGGAAGAGUGGCGUGUAGUAGUCUUAUUAAAGAAGCUGCAUUUUCUUCAUAACGUGGGAAAAUGUAUUGUAAGCAAGCAAGCAAUAUUUUCCCAUUUACAUAUCACUUACAGUAUCUUACUCGUUGUUUGUGUCACUGCUCUCUACAGAGGAGAGAAUGUCACUCAACAGUUUGUAAAUAAAAUUAUUUUGUUUUUUUUAGUGUUUUAUAACUGUAUCACUGUAGAGGUUCACUCUGCAAAAAUCAGUUUGACCUGAAGAAACCAUUCAACAUACACAGAGGUUUCUGAUGGUGAAAAUUAGAUCAUAUAUUGAGGCAGAAGCCACACAGUGUUCUAGUGGUUUGCACAAUCUGGUUUAAUUCUGGGCCUUUCUGUCCAAGACUUUGCAUGUUCUCCUUUUCAUUGUUUCAGGAGACCUCAAGUAUAAAAAGUAGCACUAGUUGUUUACCUAUAUGAACGUAAAAUGUGUCAUUAUAUUCCUAUAAAGCACGGCAAGGACUGUACCUCAAGAAGUGAUGUUUUUAGGAGAACUUGUUCCAAUGUACUUUUCAACCACUCAGUAUGUGAUGACUGUUUUUACCUUAAUAGUAGUGUCCUGGAACAUAAUAGUGGUAGUAUAGUGUGAUGUACUGUACUCUGUGUAAUAGUCAUCUAGCUAGACUUCGUCAUUCACAUAUAUGGUGGCCAAAAAAUUCCAUUUUGCCUUUUUGGUUUUAUGACCAACUGUUCAUUUGUUUACGUGAAGCCACAGUGCCUAUGUAGUGUUCAUGAAUUUGCAUGGAACGUUCUUCACUGGAAAUACAGAUAGUCAAAUCAGAAGCAAAGCAGAACCGAAUGUGUUUCAGAGCAGCUUCAGGAGAAAUAUUGAGGUCAUGGUGCCAGUAUCUCAGAUUAUGAAGAAUCUCCUGAUGAUCUGUCGGAAAGGUGUACUCUUCAACCUCACUUCAGCUCACAACUGUCAUAAAAACAAAGAUUUUUCUUUUCUGUAAGAAU
This is a messenger RNA of Salarias fasciatus (jewelled blenny), 2497 nucleotides long. Its product is annotated as MAP kinase-activated protein kinase 2-like. Lineage: Eukaryota; Metazoa; Chordata; Actinopteri; Blenniiformes; Blenniidae. Bases 313 to 1521 code for a protein of 402 amino acids. Gene Ontology annotation, molecular function: protein kinase activity; ATP binding. The record is from RefSeq and is a predicted model, not a curated record. Gene Ontology annotation, biological process: protein phosphorylation. The transcript has 10 exons.